Molecule: messenger RNA, 8106 nt
Organism: Mytilus californianus (California mussel)
Lineage: Eukaryota; Metazoa; Mollusca; Bivalvia; Mytilida; Mytilidae
Exons: 8
Coding region: 287-6919 (2210 amino acids)
Molecular function (GO): protein binding
Source: RefSeq, a predicted model, not a curated record
CAAAUUUAAAUCUCGGUGAAAACAUAGUAAACUUGAUGAAGGAAGAUUCUUUAUUUUAUCAUUGGGAGGUGUUUAUGUGUCAAUUAAAUGAAAUAGAGUAGCCGAGUAUGAAUAGAAAGUUACAGAUAGAAGAUUGUAUUGUCACGGAGGUGUAACUAUUCACAUUGCAUGCAUGGAAUGUAAAAAACUUUUUUUCGUAAUACAUCUGUUUACAAAUUAGGAAAUAAAUAACUUAAAAGGACCUACAUGUUACCCUUAUUAUCACAGAAAAAUAACAGUUAUCAAAAUGGAGAAAGCAGCAGAAAUACAGGGAAAUUCUGGAGAAAUUUUGAACUCAGAAAACAGAUAUAAAAUGGAAAGUACAGAUUCAGAUCUUUCUGAGUGGGAGUCUAGAACAUUUGGAAAUAUUCAUCUGAAGUCACCUCCAAUGGUUCAUCAAUAUGACGAUUCCUCUAACAGUGAUAAUCCUCAUCUAAGUAAACGGAAAUAUCCGAACUCUUAUGGUUACAGUGUUGAUUCAGAAUCACCAAAAAAAAGCAUGGAUUCUUUUCGUUUCGAUAAAGAAAACAUUCCAACAAACUGGAGUAGUUCUUUGACUUCUAGGGAUAGAGACAGUGCUUUAGGUGGUUCUUUAAUUUCAGCCUAUGGUUCUGUGCUGACGGAUAGUUCUAGUUCUUUUGAUGCUCAGUCUAAUUCAGAGAGUGAGACUGUUUCGAAUCUUAGUUCACCAACUCAUAGUACUUAUGGACGAUAUAGAAAGAUUUAUGGAAAUCGUAGUGACUCUACGGAAAAUGACAAAAAUUUUGACUGUGAUCAAGAAGAAGUAGUAGUUCUUCAUAGAUUACCUGGAGAAAAUUUAGGGAUGAUUCUUGGGAUUGAGGGUGAUAAAACAAAAGAACAUAUUUCGGCUGUCCGGGUAAAAACUGUAACAAUAGGUGGUGCUGCAUACAGAGCAACUGGCAGCUCUUCAGGGAUUGCUGUCGGUGAUGAAGUAUUACAAGUUAAUGGUUUAGAUUUAAAAACUCUGUCACAUGAUGAAUGUGUAACAGUGUUUAAGGAGAUGCCACUUAGAGUCAUUCUGAAAAUAAAGCGGAAAUCUAAACAUACCAAAGCAUCAGAAACAGGAAGUCAAUCCAGUGAAGGCAAAGGAUCCAAAAAUAGUUUUGUAAUGCGUUACUCUGCCUCAGAAAGUGAGGAUGACAACUAUGAUGGGUUUGUUCCCUUGCAGUAUGAAAUAGAUAAGGAUCCGACAGAAAGUUUGGGAUUAAGCAUUGUACCUAGUUAUGGUUCAACAAGGCAAUAUUUUCAGAUAAAGCGACUGUUGCCAAGUGGUGCUGCAGCAAGAAGCAGAAAACUUAAAGUUGGUGAUCGACUUGUUUCGUGCAACGGAAUACAUUUGCGUGGAAUUAACCAAUCAAAGUGCUUAUCUGUUUUGAAAUCUGAAGCAAAUAAUGGAGAUUUUGAAAUAGAAGUUUUACGUCCAGUUGAAAAUGGCAUUCCAACAGAAUUUUCAUUGACCGUAUCAAAUGGCAAUAGUGGUGAAACUAAUCUAAUUCUCAAAUCACCAAGACAUAGUAGGAAAAUUGAAAGGACUUCUUUUGAUUCAGAAAGUGAUCCUGAAGUAGUACUGAACAGUUUCCAAAAUUCUAGUAAUAGUUUUGUUUCAAACUCUGUAAAGUUACCAUUAGAAAAAUCUGAUCAGGAAACAAGUUAUACCUCAGAUGUCAGCACUGAUUUAGAAUCAAGUUUUGAGCAGGAUUUAAAUAGAAGAAGAAAUAGGCAUUCAGAAAUGGCAAGUGAAGAACAGUGGAGCUUUGCACUACCACCACCCGUGGAAUUUUCCGAUGGCCCUGAAAAUGGACAGGAUGAAGAGGAGAUCCCUGUGACUAGUAUAGAUGAUGUUCUUAAUGAAUAUUCUCCAUCUUGUUCUAAUAUGAGUACACCUAUUCACCAACCAACAUCUCCACCACAGGACAUGAAAAUGAUUGAAGCAUUGGUUGGUUUAGAAGAUGAAACUGAUGUAUCAUCAGAAUUUCCAUUGACGAAUAUCGAGGAAAGUCCUCUAGAGCAAGUAAACAACAUCAACAGUGAACAAUUGAUUGAAAAUGGUGAUUCUGACGAACAUCCUACUGAAGUAGAAGACAAUUAUCUCGAUUUACAAAAAGAGGAUAAACAAACAAAUUACCUAAAUACCAAUGGAGAUUUAUCGAAUGGUCAGCAAAAUAACCAGGAUAAAGAAGACCAUGUUGAUUCAAAACAAGUAGAGAAAAAAUCAGAACAGAAAACCAAGAAUUUUUUUAAUCUUGUUGGAAAUAUUCAUCAAUUUUAUUACAAUUCUAGUGAUGCUUUAUCACAAAGUGAAAGUGGAGAUGAUGACCUUAUCCAGCCGGUCAGAGUUAAGAAAGAGUUGGUUGUCCCUGAUUAUAUUCAAGAACACUCAAAACUUAAAAAAGAAGUUGUUGAAGAAGAGGCCAUUGCCCCAUCAGCCAUUGAAAGAAAUAAUAAAAUACCUGUUUCUGCUACCUUUGAUGUGAACUCAUUUACUGAGGUCAAAAAGGAGGACAUUCUUCACCCUAUGAAAUCAGACUCUCCUCCUUUACCAGAAAUAAAGAAAAAUAAAACUCCAAAACCUCGGGCACCAACAGAAGUUGAAUUUAAUGGGGAAGAAAUUGUUGAAACUUUUACUCCUGUCCAGGCAAACAGAGAAAAUUAUUCUAAGCUUUUAGAAGAGAAGCUUAGUAGGGGUAUUGAAGAAGAAUCAAUAGUUCCUUCUGAAGUCAAAAGAGAUGAUUCUUUUGGUGAUAAGGUUCAACUGUUAAUGAUGACAAAUCGUUGGGCUAGUUCUGCAAAAGAGAAAUCCGAUAAAAAAUCCACUGAUAUAACUUUCUCAGGAAUGGUUCAGCAUUUACAGAAUGCAGAGCCACAUAUUGACAGUUCAGUUACUGUUAAAAACCAGGAUGUUAAUGUAGAAAAGGCGGAGCAACCUGCAAAAGAGGAGGAUCAACUAUUGAGUAAAUUGGAUGUGACACAAACAGAAUCAUUAAUAAAUAAACUUGAUAAAUCUGUUGAAAACCAAACUGAAAAUAGCAUUCAACAAUCAAAUAAAGAACCUGGGGAACAUAAGACUGAAAUUUCAGUUACAGCACAAAAUAAAAGGGAAACUGUCAACAUUUCUAAAGCAGAAAAUAUUACAGAUGCAGAAGUGGAUAAAAAUUUAACAAAAUCUGACACUGAUGCUACACCAGUUCAUAAAACUACUGUGGCUGUUACUAAUUCACAAAGCAUUCUCAAAACUGUUCAGGCUAAGACAACUACCUCGUCCACAAUCAAACCUCUAUCAACCAUUAAACCAUUGUCAUUCAGCACAUCCUCUCUCAACCGACCAGCUACCGGUAGAUACUCUAGUACAAUAAAUACAGGAUCCAAACCAUCACUCUUAUCAACAAUAUACAGUAAGACACAUGCAGUGUCAGCUAAUGUAAGAACAGAGGAUCAGCAAUUUCUUGUCAGCGUUAUGAAAGGAAUUCUGGGAAUAGGAAUGAAAGCUGAAGUUCGACCGGAAGGAUAUGUUCAAGUGACCGAAAUACAAUCUAAUGGACCUGUUGGUAAAGAUGGAAAUAUCAGGGUAGGUGAUUAUAUCUUAUCCAUCAACAGUACAGAACUGACUGGUUUGCCUGAUCAUAAAGUACAACAGAUUAUACGAUUACUACCCAGAGGACUUGCUAAGAUAGUCGUCAGUAUCACACCUCCAGAUGUCACUAAAAUAGAUAGCUCAAAAUCAGUAUCUCGGCCACCAGAUUUGUCAAUAAAUACAAGUUCUACAGCACUUAGACGCUUAUCACCAGCUCUUAGUCCAAAAAUGAUGAUGAGUGAGGCAAAAACAACCAGUCCAAGAAGUAGCUAUACAUCACCAACUGUCAAGGCAUCAUCACCAACUGUCAAACCGGCAUCACCAACUAUGACAAAACCAGUAUCACCAGCCUUGUCCCCUUCUCAUCACCAUGUUUCACCAACAAGUCAACAAUCUCCAAAUGCAGCUCCAAGAUCGCCCGGUUUGGCCCCUGCUUUAGCUCCAAGAAAGUCAUCUCCUCAACAGACACCACCAAAACCUGUUGCCAUUCCAAGACAAACUGUUACACAUGAUGCAAGGGAAUUAGCAGCUGACCAGGAACCAGUUAAGCCUCCCGUAUCACAGAGGAAACCAGUAGAAGACACCAUGAGCUCAGACACUGUAACAAGUACAAAGAAAGAACCCCCACCUGUUGCUCCUAAACCCAAACCAAGAUCUCUGCCACAACAGACUGAAACAGCCACUCAUCACAAAAUAACUCCUAAUCUUGGUGGAUAUGUCAGCUCUGCUGUAGGUCAGCUCAAAAAGGGUCAUGAACCAGUCAGUGUUGAUAAAGAACCAGUAAUUGCAUCGCAUCAUACAGAUUAUGUGUCAUCUGCCAGAAAGGCAAGCCAUGAUACAGAAGACAACAAACCAAUGAAAACCGUUAUAUUUGCUUCUAUCAACUCAAGUCAGAAAACAGAUUAUGUUUCAUCGGCUAGAAAAACCUUUGAUGAGCCUAAAUUAAUUCCAUCAGGAAUGGUAGAUUAUGUUCCUAAAGAAAAACCUAAAGCUGCAGAGAGAACAAAGCCUUCACAUUUCCAGGUUUUGGCACCCAAUGGUGGAUCAGAAGGAGGAGUGAAAAUUACUGGUGCUAGGCUGAAUUCUGCUCUCAGUCCAAGAAAGGGGAGGUCAGAAAAUAAAACCACUUUUAAUUUCAAUGCCAAAUUUUCAUCUGAAGAUAAAGCAUUACCAAGAGCUGGAUAUUUUGUGGGUAAGCCUGAUGUUGUCAACUCACCAAAAGACAUAGAAUCACUGCAUGAUGACGAUGUAUCUGUCCCACCAGUCCCUUCACCAAGGGCAGACAACUCACUUAGUCCAUCUGCCUUGUCACCAAGAUCAGAUACUUCCAUGUCUUCACAAAAUUGGUCACAAAAAUCACCUAUUGCAUCACCAAGAUCACCAAAGAGCGAUUCGCUGAGUUCUUCACCUAGAUUUAAUCUCUCUUUAUCACCAAGAAAAGAUGAUUCACAGAUUGAUGUUGCAUGUUCACUAGAAGACAAUAUGUCUUCUUCACAAGAAAAUCCUACCAGUUUAAGGUUAGAGUCAACAGCGCCAUCUACAGUGUCGUCAGUUACAGUAAAAUCUGGUGAAGAAGUUGAAAUUAGUCAUGAAAAUGUUUUAGAUAUUUUAGAAGUGGAAAAUAAAGAAAAAUCAGAACUAAACUUUUCAGAUAAAUUGCCAUCAAAUUCUGACAAACAUUUGUAUAAUGAUGCUUUUGGUGUGGUGCAUGAAGCUGAAAUUGUUUCAGAUUUUACUAUUAAUCAAGAAUCAAUGCCUGAAAAUGACUUUCUUACACAUAAUAUUCAGACAGAAAUGCAUGGGGAAUCUGACAAUAUAUUUACCUCUUCUGAUAAUACUAAUACUUUAAAUAUAGAAUUUAACAAAAUUGAUGAUUUUGAUACAAGGGAGAUUACUCCUGUCAAAUCCUCUGUGGAACAAGGCACUGAAGAAACUGGGCAUACUCAGAGUGACCUUGAUCCUUGCAUGAACUUACCAAUACAUGUGGAAUCACAGGCUACAUGUAAUAAUGUUGCCAUGGAAACAGGAGACAUUUCUGGUGAAAGCUCUAAUACCAAAGGUGGAAGUGAAAAUCAAAAUUCAAGUGUGCAAUUAAUUUCUGAUUCAGAAAAUGUUUCUUUUCUGCAGGAGUCUCACGGAUCAGAAGAUCAGCCAACUGGUGCAAUUUUAGAGGAUAAUUCAAAUGUUACUGUAGAUAAAACAUAUUCAAACAUUAAUCAGGAUAUCAUAGACAAUAUAGUUGUGGAGAGUGUUCCUCCUGGAUUCAGUGAUGAAGUUGACAAUGUAACAAACAAUGAAAUUCAUCAUCUGGAUCCAUCAAAUCUGACUGAUGUUUCUGUCCCUUUAACUCAAAGUAGUGCUGAAAAAUUUAUACUUGAUGUUUCAUUCCCUUCAUACUGUGUUAAAUUCCCUCUCAUCAGUGGUUCAGACAGUGAUUUAAUUGUGGUGUCUAGUCAAAGGCCAUUUUCUAUCAUUUGUGGAGAACAGAAAGUUUCUGUGAAAUCAAAAUCAAAUUGUUUACAAGACAUUGUAUUGUGUGAAUUAUUGGUAUCUACCCAAAUGUUGUCAAAUGAUUUAUUAUUAGCCAAUCAGAAGAUGGACUCCAUAGGCAGAUCAAACAAUGAAGAAAUUUCUGUGAUACUUCUUCACCGGAAAAGCAGCAGAACCCCCAUUGGAAUAAACCUUUCUUCAGGGCCUAAUGAAGAUAUGGUGGUUUCACAGCUAGAUCCCUCGGGACUGUUUCAACAGAGUGGACAUAUAAAAACUGGUGACACAAUAUUACUUAUUAAUGGAGAAAUUGUCAGUAAGGACAAUGCAGAUGCAAUCUUGCAAUCACUUGAGAAUUCAGAGUCCCAUUUGGUUUGUGUAGUUAUCUCCCAUAGUACAAGUUUACAGACAAAGGGAGAUAACUCAAUUCCUACAUCUGAUACUAGUUUGCCACACAGUCCAACAAGUGAUGAAAAUGCAAACAAAAAGAUUAUACCAGAUACAGAAGCCAAUUCUGAUGGCCUAUUAGAACUCACAAUGGUUAAAGGAGUUACUGGACUUGGUUUUCUUAUUGAAGGAGGGAUAGGAUCCCCCAGGGGAGAUGUUCCUGUCAAAAUCAAAAGAAUGUUUAAAGGAGGUUCUGCUGCCAAGUGUGGUGUUUUGAAAGUUGGAGAUGAACUUGUUACAGUAAAUGGUACAGAAAUGUCAACAAUGAGACACACAGAAGCAUGGAAUUUUCUUAAGUUUUUGAAUGAUGGAGAUGUCAAAUUGACAGUGAGAAGAGCUCCAGAACAACUGUAGAAAUAUUUCAUUUUGGACAAAUUAUGCAUUGUUAUAUCUCAAAUAUUCAAUUUAAGCACAAGCUUUGAAAUAAUAGACUGUUGCAAAACACAAAAUGGUCAGUAUAUAUAUAUGCACUACACCUAAUGGUCAGUAUAUAUAUGCACAACACCAGUCUAGGAUUGCAAUUUCUUUAAUGUCUCAUAAUUUUAACCAGACUGUUGAAAAUUUAAAUACUGACAAUAUUUAAAUUCUCAAUAUAUUCUGAUUAGUUAAUGAUAAUAAAAAUUACUCUAAAAAAUUUCUCUGAAAUCCAUCAUAGUCUUAGCAUACAAAUAUAGCACAAAGUGUUUGUGACUUACAUGUAAUUUUGUGUCUAAUAAAUAAGUUGUCAUAUGAUUUCUUUUAUUUGUCUCAUUUUUAACUAAAUAUAAAUAUUAUUCAUUUAUUGUGAUCUACGUCUCAGUUUAUUUUUUUCUGUAUUAACAUCCUAUAAAAAAAAGUGUCAUAUUGUCUUUCGUUAUUACAUUGUAGUAUAUAUUUUUUUCAGUCUACUAGAACUAUAAUGAAGUUGGGAAAAAAUAUUGCCAUCAUAUCAAUAUAAAUAGACUUUCAUAUAUGUACAGUAAUAAAUUUACAUUUAAAGCAUAAAAAGGCUGACUAUAUUUAAUUUUAUUUUUGCAAAAUGUGAUACAAAAUUUGCCUUAGAGAGCCAGACAAGGGAGAUAAUCUGACUAAUUUCUCUAAUGAACCAAUUAAUUUUAAUUUUGUCUCAAUAAAUGUUCAUAUUUCAGACUUUCCUUGGAGUUGUUGACAUUCCCAUGUAUACAGUGUAUAAGUAUUUUUCGAUUAUUUUUAAAUUACUCUUUAUGGUAAUGAAUAACUUGUUAAAACAUCUAACAGAAUUAUAUAUUCUUAUAAUUUUUGUUAAUUGGAAAUGAUCAUUUAUUUGAAAAAAGUAAACCAAUGACUUAAUUGUCAAGAAGUGUUUAAUAAGAUACACAUAUAUAUAUAUACCCAUUGUAUGACAAAACUAUUGUUCUACAAAUAUACCUGAUUGUUGUUUUCUUUGUUUUGUUAUUGCAUAAGAAUUUUUUGUAAAGGGAUAUGUAAAUGUAAUAUAUAAUAUAUUAUUUAUAUACAUAAUAAUUUAAUUAUUGCAUAUAAUAUAUAAAUGAUAUGAAAUAUUAAAGAAUUGAAAUUAUAAA